Pteropus alecto (black flying fox) is the source of this 6648-nucleotide messenger RNA. It is a transcript of the gene STXBP5, whose product is annotated as syntaxin binding protein 5. The record is from RefSeq and is a predicted model, not a curated record. Lineage: Eukaryota; Metazoa; Chordata; Mammalia; Chiroptera; Pteropodidae. Gene Ontology annotation, biological process: regulation of exocytosis; regulation of protein secretion. Gene Ontology annotation, cellular component: plasma membrane; cytoplasm; SNARE complex. Gene Ontology annotation, molecular function: syntaxin binding; myosin II binding; GTPase activator activity.
CGCGCGGGGUUCUGGUGGCCGCUGCCCUUUCGUCGUCGCGGCAUUUCCUGUUCGGAUUAUCUUUUGCUUCGCCCCGGCUGCCUCCUUCCCCACCCUCGCGCUCCCACUCUCUGCCACUCCUCCGAGUCCUCGGUGGAAGCUGCCCUCGCCCCGGGCUCGUGCUCCCAGCCCGGGGACACCCCUUGCCGCCCCUCCCGGGCUGCGGGGGAGCCCCGCCGAGACCAUGAGGAAAUUCAACAUCAGGAAGGUGCUGGACGGCCUGACCGCGGGCUCGUCCUCGGCCUCGCAGCAGCAGCAGCCGCAGCAGCACCCGUCUGGGAACCGCGAGCCGGAGAUCCAGGAAACGCUCCAGUCCGAGCACUUUCAGCUCUGCAAGACUGUUCGCCAUGGAUUUCCCUAUCAGCCCUCAGCCCUGGCCUUUGAUCCUGUACAGAAGAUCCUGGCAGUGGGAACUCAGACUGGUGCUUUAAGGCUCUUUGGUCGUCCAGGAGUGGAAUGUUAUUGCCAACAUGACAGUGGAGCUGCAGUAAUCCAGCUCCAGUUCCUGAUUAAUGAGGGAGCUCUUGUGAGUGCCUUGGCUGAUGAUACCUUACAUUUAUGGAAUUUACGUCAAAAGAGACCUGCCAUACUACAUUCUCUGAAAUUUUGCAGAGAAAGGGUUACAUUUUGCCAUCUACCUUUCCAGAGUAAGUGGCUCUAUGUGGGCACUGAACGAGGUAAUAUACAUAUUGUCAAUGUGGAGUCCUUCACACUCUCAGGCUACGUCAUUAUGUGGAAUAAAGCCAUCGAAUUGUCAUCUAAAUCUCAUCCAGGACCUGUUGUCCAUAUAAGUGACAAUCCAAUGGAUGAAGGAAAGCUUUUGAUUGGCUUUGAAUCUGGCACAGUAGUAUUAUGGGACCUGAAAUCAAAGAAAGCUGACUACAGAUAUACAUAUGAUGAGGCUAUCCACUCUGUGGCUUGGCAUCAUGAAGGAAAACAGUUUAUUUGCAGUCAUUCAGAUGGCACCUUGACUAUAUGGAAUGUGAGGUCUCCCGCUAAGCCUGUACAGACAAUCACUCCACAUGGAAAACAGUUAAAGGAUGGGAAGAAGCCAGAACCAUGCAAACCUAUCCUCAAGGUGGAGUUCAAAACGACUAGAUCUGGGGAACCUUUUAUUAUAUUAUCAGGAGGUUUGUCAUAUGAUACUGUAGGAAGAAGACCUUGCCUCACAGUUAUGCAUGGGAAAAGUACUGCUGUACUAGAAAUGGACUAUUCAAUUGUUGAUUUUCUAACACUGUGUGAAACACCGUACCCCAAUGAUUUUCAAGAACCAUAUGCUGUGGUUGUUCUUCUAGAAAAGGAUUUAGUACUUAUAGAUCUUGCACAAAAUGGAUAUCCUAUAUUUGAAAAUCCCUACCCUUUGAGUAUACACGAAUCCCCUGUUACAUGUUGCGAAUAUUUUGCUGAUUGUCCUGUGGACCUUAUUCCCGCACUUUAUUCUGUUGGAGCUAGACAGAAACGUCAAGGUUACAGCAAAAAGGAAUGGCCCAUCAAUGGAGGUAAUUGGGGCUUGGGUGCUCAGAGUUACCCAGAAAUAAUUAUUACAGGGCAUGCUGAUGGGUCAGUUAAGUUCUGGGAUGCUUCUGCAAUAACUCUACAAGUAUUAUAUAAACUAAAGACAGCUAAAGUCUUUGAAAAGUCAAGAAAUAAAGAUGACAGGCCAAACACAGACAUUGUAGAUGAAGAUCCGUAUGCCAUUCAGAUCAUCUCCUGGUGUCCAGAAAGUAGAAUGCUGUGCAUUGCUGGAGUUUCAGCUCAUGUCAUUAUUUAUAGAUUCAGCAAACAAGAAGUGAUUACAGAAGUCAUUCCGAUGCUUGAAGUUCGAUUGUUGUAUGAGAUAAAUGAUGUGGAGACCCCAGAGGGUGAACAGGCACCACCUUUGCCAACACCAGUGGGGGGCGCCAAUCCUCAGCCCAUUCCUCCCCAGUCUCAUCCCUCCACCAGUAGCAGUUCUUCUGAUGGGCUUCGUGAUAAUGUCCCUUGUUUAAAAGUUAAAAAUUCACCACUUAAACAGUCUCCAGGAUAUCAGACAGAACUAGUUAUUCAGUUGGUAUGGGUGGGUGGAGAACCACCACAACAAAUAACCAGCCUGGCAGUCAAUUCUUCCUAUGGAUUGGUAGUUUUUGGCAAUUGCAAUGGCAUAGCGAUGGUUGACUACCUCCAGAAAGCAGUACUCCUCAACCUGGGCACUGUUGAAUUAUAUGGCUCCAAUGAUCCUUAUCGGAGAGAACCCCGGUCUCCUCGUAAAUCUCGACAACCUUCAGGAGCAGGUCUGUGUGACAUUAGUGAAGGCUCUGUAAUCCCAGAGGAUCGCUGCAAAUCUCCAACUUCAGGUUCUUCAUCACCACACAAUUCAGAUGAUGAACAAAAAAUGAAUAAUUUUAUAGAAAAGGUGAAGACCAAAAGCAGAAAGUUUUCCAAGAUGGUAGCCAGUGAUAUAGCAAAGAUGUCAAGGAAGUUAAGCUUGCCUACUGACCUAAAGCCUGACUUAGAUGUAAAAGAUAAUUCCUUCAGCCGAUCCCGGAGUUCAAGCGUAACCAGCAUUGAUAAAGAAUCGCGAGAAGCCAUCUCUGCUCUUCAUUUCUGUGAAACUUUUACUCGAAAGGCAGAUUCAGCUCCCUCCCCAUGUUUGUGGGUUGGUACUACGUUGGGAACAGUGCUUGUCAUUGCACUGAACCUUCCUCCAGGAGGAGAGCAAAGACUUCUUCAGCCAGUAAUUGUGUCUCCAAGUGGUACCAUAUUGAGGUUAAAAGGGGCGAUCUUGAGAUUUGCAUUCCUGGAGGCCACAGGCUGCCUUUUGCCACCUGCAUACGAAGCCUGGAGAGAACACAAUGUUCCUGAAGAAAAAGAUGAAAAGGAGAAAUUGAAAAAAAGACGGCCGGUCUCCGUGUCCCCUUCGUCUUCUCAGGAAAUUAGUGAAAACCAGUAUGCAGUGAUAUGUUCUGAAAAACAAGCAAAAGUAAUCUCACUGCCAACUCAGAACUGUGCUUAUAAGCAGAACAUUACAGAGACCUCAUUUGUGCUUCGUGGAGAUAUUGUAACGUUAAGUAACAGUAUCUGCCUUGCCUGUUUCUGUGCCAACGGACAUAUUAUGACUUUUAGUUUGCCGAGUUUAAGGCCUCUAUUGGAUGUGUAUUAUUUGCCCCUUACCAAUAUGCGGAUAGCCAGAACGUUCUGCUUCACCAACAAUGGACAAGCACUGUAUCUUGUUUCACCUACAGAAAUCCAGAGACUCACUUACAGUCAAGAGACCUGUGAAAAUCUGCAGGAAAUGUUGGGCGAACUCUUCACUCCUGUAGAAACACCAGAAGCACCAAACAGGGGAUUCUUCAAAGGCUUAUUUGGAGGAGGUGCACAAUCUCUUGAUAGAGAAGAACUGUUCGGGGAGUCGUCGUCGGGAAAAGCUUCAAGGAGUCUCGCACAGCACAUCCCCGGCCCUGGUGGCAUCGAAGGCGUGAAAGGAGCAGCAUCGGGGGUCGUCGGUGAGUUGGCCCGAGCCAGGCUGGCACUAGAUGAAAGAGGGCAGAAACUCGGUGACCUGGAAGAGAGAACUGCGGCCAUGUUAUCCAGUGCAGAUUCGUUUUCUAAACAUGCUCAUGAGAUGAUGUUGAAAUACAAAGAUAAGAAGUGGUACCAGUUCUGACAACCGUAAAUCCAACUAAGUCCAAGUUCAGCCAAAAGGAAAAAGAAUUUUCCUUUUUCGUUUUGCUGAUUUUACUAUAGGAAAGUGAACGUUAAGGGACGUUCAUCACUGGGCGCUGUUCUUUCCUAGCACAAUCAUGCACUGUUUUACCUCAGUCGUGUGGCUUUCACUGAGGAGUGUGCACACACUCAAAGCGGACUACGUGGUGUGUGCCAGCUGUGAGUUGACACUUUGGGAACUAAGCAGGUCACAUGUCACAGAUGAAGAAACAAAGGGGGACGUUGAGACAUGGCAGGGACUAUUCCCAGAUCAUUCCUGUAUUACAGUUUCACAUGCCAAAAUAUUCAUGCUGUUGUAUCUGCCAUCAGUGUUUGACCUCUGAGGGAGAGGCCAUACGUUAGAAGUUCCGAAGCUGAAACAGUUGUGUUUGUCUUAUUGACUGACUUAUAAACAGCUGUCUUGGACUUCCCCUCCCUUAAACUGACUGGUCAUCAGUUUCAUUAGUGAAAAAGAAACAAACUGUUUGUUACCCUAUCUUUAGACAGAUAAGCUGAAUGGUGGGCUUUAAAUAAUAAAAACAUACACAUAGUUGACUUGUGUAUGGGCUACUCUUGGAUUCUUGUUAUUGUAUACUUGUGUUUAGUCCAUAUUUUGUCAAAAGCAAAACAAGGUGAUACAUCACUUUUCAUUGAAAAGAAAAGUGUAGAGCAUGACUGAACUGCUCAUCAUUCUGGAAGUUUCCAUGUAGUGACUAUGCAGUGUGGAAAGUGAGAAAAACCUCCAUUGUGGUGAGGAGAAUACUUCAAUGUCCCUUGUCCUUGUUCUCAUUAAUUCAGCUAAAGGUGGAUUUGACCAAAAUAAUUACUGGUUAAAUUUGUAGAAAUGUUGAAAUUGGCUAAGUUUUUAAUUUUGCUUGAAUUUUUUUAUAAAAUGUUUAACCAAAUGUACCCUUUGCAUUAUUUAAUUAAAAUUGCUAAAAAAAAAAGAUGUUUCAUUAUUUCAGUAAAGUGCUCAGCUCCCUUUUUAAAAUGCCCUUGAUUUGCUAACAGUUCCAGUACACUCAGGUGAUGAGCCAAUUAAAUCUUAGCGCACAUGCUCUCGCAUGGAAAAUUAUAAGCAUCUGUUGUCAAUACCUAUCUCUAUAAGUCUAGUCUGAUGACCUACAAAAUCUUCUGUAGGAAUAUACUAUAAAUCUGUACAUGUCCUUUCAAGGUUUUAAAAAGCCAAGAGGAAAGGAGAAUAUGUGCAUUUUGGUAACUAAAUUAUUUCUGUAUCGGAGUAUGAUGCAAAUGAGACCAUCAGUGGACAAUAAAUGAUUGGUUCCUAAAAUAGUAUUGCAGACAGCAAAGAGAUGACUUGGUAGACGUUGGGAAUAAGUAAUCUUGUAAUGCGGGCUCAUCCGAGAUUAUUAUUGAUUGUUACUACAGCAACAAAAAGAGCAAAAUAGAAGCAUUACACUUAAUGAAAUUUAAAUAUUUUCUCCUAUAAAAAAUUGUUUAAAACCAUUUUCUUUCUGCAUUGAGAUAAUCAGAGCACAAAUUGAUAGCAAACAUGAUGGUUUUUUUAUAUUCCAUGUGAUCAUUGAAGGUAUAUGUAGAACACCUUAAUUUCAUGCGAUCUGUUAUGCAUCUCUUCCUCUUUUCAUUAAUAAAGGCUUUUUGUUUACAAUUUAUAACGUGCACUAUAGGCUACAAAGGUUUACAUUAAAAUUUACUUUAAAUAUCAUAAGAGAGGGACUAAAUAUAUGUGAUAGAGAUAAUUGAUCAAGUGAAAAGAAAUAUUUUAAAAAUACAGUACUUUUCAAAAGUUUUUGAAUUUGUAGAAAGUAUCUAUUAAUAACAUGUUUCUGUUUAAUGUCAGCUGUAUGACGAACAUUUAGCAGUUUACAAAUUGCUUAAUUUGUAUAUUAUUGUUCCGUGAUACGUCACAGAAAGUAUUAGGUCUUUUCUAAAGGUAAAGUUUUGUGAAUGUCAUCUAUAAAAUCAGCAGUUACGGAUUUGAAGUUGAGAAGCACUAAAUAUAGUAAUAUACUGGUUGAUUACCCAUUCAUGUGGAAGGGUAUAUUAGCUCCAGUUAUUUAAUUUUUUGUGUUAUUUUGUGUUAACUGUAUAUCAACUUCAUUCUUACUGUCAUUUUUCCUGUUGUAUAUACAAUGAACGAAUCUUGUAAUUAUUUUCAAAUAGAGAAGUUUACCUGAGAUGGAUUUUAUAAGAAAAUCUUAAAUCAAUAUUUUGGGUUAUUUUAUUUCAUUUUUAAAUUAAUCUACAAAUUAUGCACAGCACACUAGAAACUUAGGAUUAGAAAGCUUGAAGUAUUUUUGAAAAUAGGAAAUAAGCUUCUCAAAGUUAUACUUGAUUCAGUCUGUAGAUAAGACAGUCUGCAGUAAUAACUAACCCAGGGAAUUUAUUGUAAUUUGAGAGAUAAUAUCUCUAUUUUUUUUUCUUUUGAAAUGCAGAAAUAGUCACCAGCAAGCUAAGAUUUCAGGAAAACAAACCAAAAAAAAAAAAAAAAGUCAAUAUAGGAAAUAUUAGAAAAAUGAAAGACUUUGUGUGCUUCUUCCAUAUCCUCAAACAUUAUUCUUUGUUGCAUUUGUCCUUGGCUCUAAAAUCAUUGAAGUAUUCAUUGAUUAGCAGUUUGUCAAUAGAAAGUGGUUUCUCUAUAUGUACCACAUAUCCAGUUCAUUUUGCUCUUCAGACUAAAAUCCGUACGUAUUUGCUUAGAAAGUUAUUUGAAAAAUUACAAUCUGACAGAUUCUGUGUAUUAUAUCCAUUUGAAGUUUUGCAUCAUCUCUAUCCCCUUGGUUUGCAUUUCAAUUGUACAAAGUGUCUCCAAAAAUGGUUAUAGAUAUAACUGAGCUAUUACUUAAUUUGAUUUUUUAUGGAUGUGAAAAAAUGCUGCUACUUGUCUAUAUUAUGUGUGAUAUAUUACAGUUUAAUUAAAGAAAGAAGCAUUUCUUUUGCAUAGAA